AUGAAAUACUUAACUUCUGUAGACAUUCAGCAAAAAGUCAACGAAACAGGAUUUGAUUGGAGAACUGGUGUUGAAGUUAUUGAAACUCUAGUUGGAGCUAUAAAGUAUAGUAUUAAUAAAAUCAGAGUAUUACAAGAUGAUUCAGAAAGGAAAUUUAUACUUGAAGGUUCUGCAAAAGAUAAUGACUCUGGAAUAGUUAUAAUUCCAAACUCAGAAGAAACUAUACAAAAUAGUGACUCUAAAGUAAUUUUAGAGUAUACUGAAAAUAUAAAAGAGGUUUAUAAAGAUAAUGAUAUUGUUAUUUUUGAAGAUAUCUAUAAAACUCUAAACGAGAGCAACUAUAUUAAUGAAACUCCAGUUCAGACACCUCUUCCAUCACCAAUACUAUGUGAUAAAAUUGGAAAUAUUAUAUGUUUAUCACAGAAAUCUGUGAGUGUAAAUACAUCAUCAAGUGCUACAUAUUUAAGUAAAAGUCUUGCCUUAAAAAAGCGAAAGUUAAUUGUUCCACCUGUAGCUCGUGCAAGAAGAUGUAAGAACAGCAUAUUAAGCAAACAUGAAGGCCUAAAAUCAUUUGAUCUUGUUUCUCCGAAAAGGAAGCUAAAGCUUAGGGAUGGAGAUGUAUCUCGAGAAUAUCCUGUUUUUCGAGAUGAAGACCUUGGUGUUUCAGAUAAUACUGAUGAGAUAUUGGCAGUAUCAGAAAAUAUUCAUAAACAGGAUGAUGAUAGACAGACUACUAGCGAAAUUCAAGAGUGGGCAAUCGGGCUUGUCCGCCGAUACUUGGGUGAAACUACAAAAUUAGUUAAAGAAGAGAUCUCGUCAAAAUCAAAUAGCAAAUUACAACGUGUUAGAGCUCUUCGUCAAAGAUUUGGUUUCUCAACAAAGACAAAAUAG
Cryptosporidium muris RN66 is the source of this 891-nucleotide messenger RNA. RefSeq lists its product as uncharacterized. The record is from RefSeq and is a predicted model, not a curated record. The transcript is spliced from 5 exons. Lineage: Eukaryota; Apicomplexa; Conoidasida; Eucoccidiorida; Cryptosporidiidae. The coding region runs from base 1 to 891 and encodes 296 amino acids.